Molecule: messenger RNA, 1058 nt
Organism: Taeniopygia guttata (zebra finch)
Lineage: Eukaryota; Metazoa; Chordata; Aves; Passeriformes; Estrildidae
Gene: PPT2
Product: palmitoyl-protein thioesterase 2
Cellular component (GO): lysosome
Molecular function (GO): palmitoyl hydrolase activity; thiolester hydrolase activity
Source: RefSeq, a predicted model, not a curated record
CAGCCCCCAGCCCCUCCCCCACUAUCGCGAUAGAAGAGGGGGAGGGGACCCCGAAUCUCGCGAUUUUGGGGGGGUGGAGGAGGGGCGGCCGGGCGGAAGCGGAAGUGACGCAGCGCUGGGGGAGGGGAGCCGCAGGGAUGCCGCGCGCGCCGUGGCGGGGGGGUGGGGGAGGGGCGGCGCUGCCCCUCCCCCUCCUGCUGCUGCUGCUGCCGCCCCUCCCCCCCCCGGGGGCGCGGGGGGCGCCGUUCCGGCCCGUGGUGAUCGUGCACGGCCUCUUCGACAGCCCCGGCGACUUCCGCCACCUGCGGCAGUUCAUCAACGAGAGCCACCCCGGGGCGGAGGUGACGGUGCUGGACCUGUUUGACCGCGGCGCGUCGCUGCGGCCGCUCUGGCUGCAGGUGGACGGGUUCCGCAGGGCGCUGACCCCCAUCAUGGCCAACGCGGCCCGGGGGGUGCACCUGCUGGGCUACAGCCAGGGGGGUCUCAUCUGCCGGGCUCUGCUGGCCACGACCCCCGACCACAACGUGCAGAGCUUCAUCUCCCUGGCGGCGCCGCAGAUGGGGCAGUACGGGGACACGGAUUACCUGAAGUGGCUUUUCCCCCGGCACAUGAAAUCCAACCUGUACCGGCUCUGCUACACCCCCCUGGGCCAGGGCGUGUCCAUCUGCAACUACUGGAACGACCCCCACCACCGGGACCUUUACCUGAACAGCAGCGACUUCCUGGCGCUGCUCAACGACGAGCGGCUGCACCCCAACGCCUCAGACUGGAAGCGGAACCUGCUGCGGAUCCAACGCCUGGUGCUGAUCGGGGGCCCCGACGACGGCGUCAUCACCCCCUGGCAGUCCAGCCUUUUCGGGUUCUACGACGCCAACGAGACCGUUCGGGACAUGGAGGCGCAGCCGGUGUUCCUGCAGGACACCUUCGGCCUCAGGUCGCUCUGGGCCCGGGGGGCUCUCGGCGGCUGCGCCGUCCCGGGGGUCCCACACACGGCCUGGCACAGCCACAGGGGGGUCUACGAGAAAUGCAUCCGGCCCUGGCUGACCUAGGGCAGCCUA